AUGGCGUCCCAAGUCGAAGGCGAAUUCAUCACCCCUGCCGAGUUUGAAGAUGACUCACGCUGGAUCCGUGCCGUGAAAGCACACAGUGCAGCCGCGGCCCACCAGCCCAUCACCUCGACGCCACCUGCCUCGACCCUAUCGAACACGCCUGCUCUAUCGCCGAACACCACCCCCACUACUACCACGCUUCGUCGAGAGCUCCCGGCCUUCCCGCCCCCGCCGCCGAUCUACAUCCCGUGGCCGGAGGCGUCAACCACCCCCACCAUCGCUACCAACACCACAGCCAAACCACCGGUAAGCUCGAUAACGCAGCCUCACACGUCGGACUCCAAAAUCGCGGCUCUCGAGGCCGCUAUUGCUGCCCAGCAGCUCCAAAUUCAAGAGCUGUCGCUCCAGCUGCAGGCCGCGCUGGCCCGCCUGUUCUCUCCCGCUCCUCCUCCUCCUUCCCCAGCCCCCGCACCUACACGAAUGCCAUCUCCGCCGGUGCCAGCUGAGGAGUCCAUGAACACGGCACCCUCGGCUGCGUCCUCGCGCGCGUCUUCCCCCACCCGUCGUCCACCGCACAAACGCCGAUCACCCUCCUCCGACGCCAUCGCGCCACACGAGCGUGACGUCGUUCGCGAAACAGUCUCCUUCUUGGAGGCCUUCGAACAGCGCUUCACGGCCCGCUUCGCACGACUUGAGGAGCGCGUCGUCGCUAUCGACACGCGCGUGGCCUUAGAAGCCUUAGAAGCCUUAGUUGCUGCCUUAGAAGCCCGCCAGAGCGCGAGUGAGGCCACCCUCGCGCACCUUUCGCUCCCCGCCCCACUCACCCCGGCACCUACUCCAACUCCGCCCGGUGUCCCUGCCAUUCAUCAUGGCCAGAUAGUGGACUGGGACCGCUUCCGCUCCAUUCGCCUCACUAAUUCCUCUUCUUCUGCUAUCACCGACCUCUCUGCCUGGACUGAGACCCUUUUGGCGGACGUCCGCACUGCCACAUCCACAAUCCCUGCAGCACCCCACUCCUCUAUGGCAGACAGCCGUCUGCUGCACCUCUGGGAGGCAUAUCACGUUGUCCACCGCCGGUGGACACACAAUCGCCGACUGCGCCUCCGUUUGGCUCGGCUCGCGUCGGAAAUGGAGGAGCACUGCUCCUCUCUUCUACGACAACAGUGGGGUCAGACCUGCGACCGUAUGGCCGGCAACCUGGGCCUCCGCGACACGUGGUCACUUCUCAGGGUGCUACUAGACCCCACACACACCAAAGCUUCCCAGCGCAAGGAUAUCUCCCAUCUCCUUCACUCUUCCCCACUCACCGAUACUGAGUUCCUGGCGGCUCUCCGGGACCGCUACCUCUGUACCGACCCCCCUAUUCCUCUUCCCGCUUACACUGGCUCCCCCAACCCCGACCUUGAUGCGGACAUCUCCUUGGGCGAGGUUCGUGCUGCGCUAUUCACGCUCCGCACGACCUCGGCCCCCGGUGCGGACCGCAUCACCAACAAGGCACUCCGUAACCUGGAUACCCCCUCCCUCGAAGCCCUUACUGACCUUCUGAACACACAUUGGCAGGCUGGUACUCUUCCCUCGUCCUGGACCCAUGCACGUGUCUCUUUCAUCCCCAAACCUGGCAAACCUAUUUCCCUCGAGCACCUCCGUCCCAUCUCUCUCACCUCUUGCCUCGGCAAGCUGUUCGAGCACGUAAUCCUGGCCCGCCUCCAAACCUAUUUGGAUGACCGUGACCUAUAUCCGGACUCCAUGUUCGGCUUUCGUCCGCAGUUGUCGACCCAGGACGUCAUGCUCCAGCUCUCCGAGGACGUCCUACACCCCUCCCACCACAAACUCACUCGAGCUAUCCUGGCGCUGGACCUCACCAAAGCAUUCGACAAUGUACACCACACCGCCAUUCUGGACGCUCUCUCUUCCCUUGACGUCGGACCCCGUGUACAUGCUUACAUCACCGCUUUCCUCGCCCACCGCACAGCCGAAAUCUCAUACGGACCACUUUCUUCUCCUUCUUUCUCCCUUGGCAACAAGGGUACUCCCCAAGGCUCUGUCCUGUCACCUAUUCUUUUCAACAUUACCCUCUUCCCAUUCGCACGUGCCCUAAGCACUAUUCCAGCUCUGUCACAUGCUUUCUAUGCCGAUGACAUCACCCUUUGGGUGACCACCGGCAAUAUUGGCGACAUAGAGGCCACCCUCCAGGCGAGUGUGGACGCGGUGACGACUCACGCCCGAGCUAUCGGGUUGAGCUGCUCCCCGACCAAAUCGGGGCUUUUGGUCCUUCUGCCUCGGGGGAUGGCCGCCCUGUCGCCUUUUCCACUCACCGUCUCCGUUGACGGCACACCCCUUCCUCUAGUCUCUACCCUACGCAUCCUCGGCCUCUUUCUUCAGUCCAAUGGCAAGCACACUACCCUCAUCACUCAACUCAGCAACACGGUACACCAGACCAUGCGCCUCAUACGCCGCAUUGCCAACCGUCACUGCGGCAUGCGCGAGCACGACCGCCGCCGCUUGGUCCAGGCCUUUGUUCUCAGCCGCUUCGUCUAUUCUCUUCCAUAUCUCUUCCUUUCUCGCACCGAGGAAGACAAAGUUAACAGCCUUAUUCGCCAGGCGUAUAAGUCGGCCCUGUCCCUUCCCACAUCUACCUCAACGGCUCGGCUACUGUCGAUGGGCGUCCACAACUCCCUCACGGAGCUGACGGAGGCCCAUCGCACGGCCCAGCUCCUUCGUCCCUCCCGCACCCGGCCUCCCCUCUUAUGCCUCUUCCCACCUCUCUGCCCAUCCCUUCCCACGUCUCCUCCCUCCUAA
Molecule: messenger RNA, 2787 nt
Organism: Rhipicephalus sanguineus (brown dog tick)
Lineage: Eukaryota; Metazoa; Arthropoda; Arachnida; Ixodida; Ixodidae
Exons: 3
Coding region: 1-2787 (928 amino acids)
Source: RefSeq, a predicted model, not a curated record